CGGGACAAAUAAGAUAAACGAUAUGCAUAUAAAACAGGAGCGAGCUGGUUGGAGAGUGGAGAGCAAAGAGUGACCAAAGGCCCAGGGGCCAAUCACUUGGAAUUUCUGCUGUGUGGGAGUGUGCGUGCAAUCACACGUCUUUGAAGGAGUGAUAUAAACAAUGUUGAUCCCUGUUGCGGAUGGGAUCGGGAUGAGACUUCAAACCUCCUUUGUUCUCUUCAUAGAUUAUUGCCACUAAAUUCUUUGAGACGAAAUUGAGAGAGCUACCAUCCACCCUUGAAACCCCUAACCUCACCCACCUUUCCUUUCCCAUUUAUAUGUUGAGUAGCUUAAUUUCUCCAACAUCCCAAACAAACAGUCGAACUACUUGUAAUCAGUGGGUGGAAGGAUUCCCUCCCUAGCAUCAUCUUGCCAAAUUCUGUUCUACAAAAUAUCGGUCAAACCCUAUUUGCUCUUCGUCCGUAUCGAUCCAAAAUAUCAUCUUGCAUCCCAGCCCCUAACCCAAUUUUAGCUGAAUAUCAAAUCAACCUUUUUGGGCAUUUCGGCAACUCCCAAAGCUUCGUUGAUCUUUCACACUGGAAUUGAAUCAAACUUCCAGCUGAGAUUGGAAUUUCCAUUGCAAAACAGUUUUAUCGAGGUACACUGCAGUAAAAGAUACUAUCUGAUUUGGGUCUGUUGUGGGCUUCUUUCCAUCUCUUCCAUCGGAAAGAUCGAUCCUUUUUCCCCCGCAGUUUUGAUCCGGGCUGAUCUCUGACUGCCUUCGAGGUAUGAAUUUCCGAAGCAUGGAGGAGUUUUGGCUGUUUUACAUGAAUCAACACUCGAAACCAGCCACCAGGCGUUGGCAUUUUGUGGGCACACUUUGUAGCAUUAUUUGCUUGAUAUAUUCAAUGCUUUUCAACUGGUGGUUUGUGAUCCUUGUGCCCUUGUUGGGAUAUGGCUUGGCAUGGUAUAGCCAUUUCUUUGUGGAAGGAAAUGUUCCUGCAACAUUUGGGCAUCCCUUUUGGUCCCUUUUAUGUGAUUUCAAGAUGUUUGGAUUGAUGCUCACUGGUCAAAUGGAUAGAGAAAUCAAGAGGCUCGGUAAGAGGCCAGUUCUGCAAGCUUACUAAUCCAUUCCGAUUUUCUAUUUUACUCUUUUCUUCCGGUAUGGUUCACAAAACCGCUUGUAAUUCCCUUUCUCGCGUUCAAUCUAAUCUUAAUUUAGUUCAUUCAGCUGCCGACUUACAACUGAAA
Messenger RNA from Coffea eugenioides, 1230 nucleotides. RefSeq lists its product as uncharacterized. Lineage: Eukaryota; Viridiplantae; Streptophyta; Magnoliopsida; Gentianales; Rubiaceae. The coding region runs from base 768 to 1106 and encodes 112 amino acids. The record is from RefSeq and is a predicted model, not a curated record. The transcript has a single exon.